GGAUGACUCCUUAUUUACUAGUGUCACCUUCCUUCCGAAUUUCCGCCAAAAUUUGUGCUUACAAUUGCCCCACUCUGUACUUGGCUAUACAUUUACAUUUCUCAGGAACCCAAAUACAUUCUUUUGGACUUUUCAUCACAGAUUUGGGCUAGGCUACCAUGUCUCUCUUAACACAAUCCCAUCACAUAUUUCACCCAAAAAUUGCAUCUUUAUGCAUCUUCUGUUAGAAUUUCAGUGGAGGCGAUUAAGAAAAUGAUGGUGUACUGGAAGUCCUGGUUGCGGUCUCUGAAGAACAAGCAGAGUCUGUUGGUUUUGAAGUUGGGGCUCUCUGUUCUGGUGGUCAGUCUUGCUUUUAGGAUACUUUUUUCUGGAACCACUCCGAUUCUUCAAAUCCCUCAAACUACUCCGAUAUUUCUUGGUUACUCUUUGCCUUCACCAUUGCCUGUUCAUCUUCGUUUGCCCCAAACUGUUCAUCAUGAUUUCCCUCAAGAGAACACAGAGACGUGUGAUCUCUUUGUUGGAGAUUGGAUUCAUAAUCCAGAUGGUCCUUCUUACACUAAUGAGACAUGCAGUUUCAUUGGAGGCCAUCAAGAUUGUAUGAAGAAUGGUCGACCAGAUACCGAGUUUCUUUACUGGAGAUGGAAGCCACGUGAUUGCAACCUGCCUCGCUUCAAGCCAAAGAAGUUUCUUGAGUUAAUGAGGGACAAAACCUGGGCAUUAAUCGGUGAUUCAAUAUCCAGGAACCAUGUUCAAUCCAUUCUUUGCAUGCUCUCCAAGGUGGAACAACCUAUUGAAGUGUACCAUGAUGAGGAAUACAGAUCCAAAAGAUGGAUCUUCCCUGCUUUCAACUUCACUGUUUCAGUCAUUUGGUCCCCAUUUCUGGCAGAAGCCGCCAUUUUUGAGGACUACAAUGGGGUUUCCACGUCUGAAAUCGAGCUGCAUCUCGACAGGCUUGACAGGAACUGGACUCAGCAUUUCGAUAGCUUCGACUACAUGAUGUUUUCCAGCGGCGAAUGGUUUGUAAAAUCAACAAUCUAUUUUGAAAACGAUACAGCAUUGGGCUGCCACAACUGCCCCAAAAGGAACUUGACACAGCUCGGGUUCAACUAUGCUUACAGAGAAGUUCUGAGGCACGUCUUCAGCUUCAUCAUAUCAUCAAACCACCGGGGGACGAUCUUCUUCAGGACUUCCACACCGGAUCAUUUCGAGAAUGGUGAGUGGCAUAGCGGAGGGAGCUGCAGAAGAACAGAACCUGCAAAGGAAGGCGAGUUUGAGUUAACCGAGAUCAACAAGAUUCUGCGCCGCAUUGAGCUGCAAGAAUUUGAGAAGGUAUUGGCUAAUGCUGGUGAAAAGGGGGUGAAGCUUAAACUGUUUGAUGUGAACCCGCUUUCGCUGUUGAGGCCCGAUGGUCAUCCCGGUCCUUAUAGAUUCUUCCAACCAUUCGCGAAAGGCAAGAAUGAGAGUGUUGGUAAUGACUGUUUACAUUGGUGUUUGCCUGGGCCAAUAGAUUCCUGGAAUGAUUUGCUAAUGGAGAUGGUUGUCCGUGAUGGGGAGGAUCAGUUUGCUGCUGCCAUUGAUGUUUCUUGAAGCUCAUUAUGCAUUUGCCAUUGUGGAUGACUUCUCUGUUUAUAUAUACUUCUCAUCAUUCAUCAACAUAAACUGGUCUUCAUAUAUUAUUCAUCUUUUCAAUCUAACUUCAUAGAAUGGUAGCAUAAUAUUUUUUGAUGGGUCAAGCAAGGCGUACAAAUGUUUUUUCUCUUUUUGCUUACUCUAAUACUAAAUCAAAAUUUGUCUAUGG
Molecule: messenger RNA, 1798 nt
Organism: Ipomoea nil (Japanese morning glory)
Lineage: Eukaryota; Viridiplantae; Streptophyta; Magnoliopsida; Solanales; Convolvulaceae
Product: protein trichome birefringence-like 23
Exons: 3
Coding region: 253-1587 (444 amino acids)
Cellular component (GO): Golgi apparatus
Molecular function (GO): O-acetyltransferase activity
Source: RefSeq, a predicted model, not a curated record